GUUCCAGCCGCCGUAGCCGCCGCCGUAGCCGCUGCGGAUGUAGCCGGCGGAUGCGGCGCUCAGCGCGACCGCCGCGAGGAUUACACACAUCUGUCGGAAGACACGAGAUGAAUCACAACAGCCUUGAGAACCGCGAAGAAGAUGUAUCCAAUCGGCUCGACAGCUGCGAACCAUCGACUUCCGAGACGUCAUUCAUUAUUUUAGCGAAUGCCGAACACUUUCCACAGAGCAGUCGGUUAUGUUAAAGUUAACGACUUGCAUCACGUCGCAUAAAUUACGGACGCUCAUUUAAAUGAAUUUAGAUGUUAUUGGAGGACUGUGAGGAAAUUAUGAAAAAUCGUCAAUUUAAUGAGCCCUUAUUGCGAAACUGCGCCGGUAUAUAUGGCGCCGGAGACGAAGGGCCCGCACAUCUGCCUGCUCUCCGCCCGACCGAACAUGAAUAAGGUACUCCCUCUCCUGGUGGCGCUGGCGGCGCUGGCGAGCGGCGCGCGCGUGCGGCGCGGCGUGCUCAGCGGCCUGCACGCCCCCGGCUACAGCUACGCCGCGCCGCCCUCCAGCUACUCCGCGCCCGCGCUGAGCCUGGCGCCCGCCCCGGCGCUGAGCCUGGCGCCCGCCCCGGCGCUGAGCCUCGCCUCGGCUCCACUUAGCCUCGGCCCAGCGCCUCUGAGUCUCGGCUCAGCGCCCCUGGGUCUCGCCGCCCCGGGACCUGCUCUGAGUCUCGCCGCCCCGGGACCAGCUCUGAGCCUCGCCGCCCCGGGACCGGCUCUGAGUCUGGCCGCUCCAGCCCCCGCGCUGAGUCUGGCGCCCGCGUACAGCCUCCCGGCACCAGCGCCGGCCGCGCGCCUGGUGACGGUGAACAAGCUCGUCAACGUGCAGAAGUUGGUGUCGGUGCCGCAAGUGAUCAACGUGCAGCGCCUGGUGUCGGUGCCGCAGCUCAUCUCCGUCAACAAGCUGGUGGCGGCGCCGCAGCCGGCCCCGUACGGCGCGGGCUGCGGCUCGGGCCGCUGCGGCGCGCCGCUGGCCGCCGGCUGGUAGCGACCGCACGCCAGUCAGCUUGCGUCCGUCUGAGACGACGGUGAGAUCACCGGCGGACGACCGGACGGCAACUAGUCAAAUGUUUUGUUAUUGUUGUGACAACAGCGUUGUAGUUUUCUGUUGUUUCUGUUAUUUUAAUAAAAUAAUUCUGUUUUUACAUUA
Messenger RNA from Bicyclus anynana (squinting bush brown), 1197 nucleotides. RefSeq names its product nematocyst expressed protein 3-like. The transcript has 3 exons. NCBI's taxonomy places the organism in Eukaryota, Metazoa, Arthropoda, Insecta, Lepidoptera, Nymphalidae. The record is from RefSeq and is a predicted model, not a curated record. The coding region runs from base 349 to 1035 and encodes 228 amino acids.